AUGUUGAUGCUGACUGAAUCAACUCUUUUUUUUCUUAACUUGACCUCAAAAUUCAGGACCAACCCCAAGUUUUCAUUGACAGGGCACAUUAAUGGUUGGGUUUCUGAUAUUUCACCGGACGCAACCGAACUAUCCAAGACUUCCAGCGCUUCUAAGUCUCAUACCACUGCCUCAGCUUUGUCAUUGGCGCAUGGGCCACCAAGCAGUGCUUUAUCCAGUUCCCGCGCUACAUCAGUUUUGAGCGUAACUACCAAGUCCUCCAAAUUUAAGGCCCCCCCUGCUCCAGCUAAUGCAUCUGACACUCCCGAGGCUCUUGUUGGCGGCUUUGAUGACGAGUUGGAUGAUUCUCAAGAACAUUUGGAUGCUUUCAUUCAAAAGACAAAGGGGAAGCAGUCUUCAGUUAAGCCAAUUAUAUACAUUACCUUAGAUGCAAUGCCUGAGGAUGCAUUGUCUUCAACAGAGGACUUACAGGAUAGUGAGAUCGACACACCGAUGGACCCGGAGGAUGCAUUGGUGGACCCGGAGGACAACUUGUUUGAGGGCAAAGAUGCCAGGAUGUCCAAGGUGGUGGACAGUGAUGGCAGCCUUAGUGACGGAAUCUUGUUCCAUCAGAGUAAGAAGCGCAAGCUUGCAGAUACCAAAUCCUCCGCCCUCGUCUUGGAGAGUACCCCAUACGAGGACACAUCAGAUGUUGAGGUUAUUGAUGUCCCUUCAGGCCCUGUCACAAUGGCCAAUACAAUGAAGAAGGCUGUGCGUUUGACCUCUUCAACUGCCAUCGUCAUCUUCCAGUCAGCCACCACAAAGAUGCAACCACCUGCAAAGAAGGUGAAAACUGAAGAGGAUGCUGAUGCCAGCACUGCACAACUAAUGCUCACAGCCCCACCUGGCUAUUGGAUUGAGAAGCAAUACAAGUCGUGCUUGAGCUACCGAAACUAUCAUCUCCCUCCUCAUUGCCAAGAUCAGCGGUGGCCGAAGCAGUUCCUCCCAACCCUUUACCUGUGGGCCGGGAAUCAAAAUGACCUCUGGCAAUUCUUAGAUGCUCCUCUGGUCGAGGCACUCCAAUCCAUCUAUGAUGUCGUGUAUUCAGAAGAAUCAGAUCUUGAUUACAAGGUGACCGCUCAAGGGUCUGUCUUUGGUGUUGCCACCCAACGUCUCACAGAGUGGCACAGCAAUUUUGGAUCAACGGGACUGGCUAUUAUGAUGGAUUUUUUCACUAGGAAUGCUGACACUGAUCCAGAAAUGCUUGCUGACGCGCUUCUGGAGGACUUCACUUUCAUUUAUGAGGACAUGGAAAACCUAGACCCGAUGCAAGCCUUCCGGUUUCCAUUCAUGUUGCAGCUCUUCGCAACCGCUCAUCUUCAUGCCAUUCUCGGGCAUGUUGAAGUCCCUGCACUUAAAACAUAUGUGCUGUCCAUCAUCGGGAUGACUGGUGUUAUCAGCAUUUGUGCAGCUUCACUCGAGCGCGCCAUCAAACGUCUUCGUGUCAAUGCCAUUGACAUUGAUGUGGACACCCUAGAUCUGGGUCCUGCACAAAUGAAGCGCAAGCUGCGGACGCCGAAGACCUUCAACAAGGCCACUGGCAAGGAUAGCACUACCAAGAAUGCCUUCUCCAUCAACAACUGGGGAUCAGCAACUGCGUCAUAUGUAGUUGCUAUCAAGGUGAAAGGAGACAACUACAUGAGGACCACAACAUUAACGGCUCGGAAGUUGCUGAAGAAAUUGGGCGGUGUCGGCCUCCAGAAGUACUUUCGCACUGAUGAUGACAACUCAGAGGCCGUUGACAGGCGCGCCAUGCUGUGGUAA
Messenger RNA from Suillus paluster, 1803 nucleotides. RefSeq lists its product as uncharacterized. The transcript is spliced from 5 exons. The coding region runs from base 1 to 1803 and encodes 600 amino acids. Lineage: Eukaryota; Fungi; Basidiomycota; Agaricomycetes; Boletales; Suillaceae. The record is from RefSeq and is a predicted model, not a curated record.